AUGCCGAUUCUAAAUAGUGGGAGCAGAUCUGGUUGUGAAGGUCCACAAGACAAUGUUCUAACCGAGUCAAAAUGUGGGCGACCACUUGGUCUAUGUUUCAAUCAGAAGUAUGGAAAUCUGUACAUUGCGGAUGCUUAUAUGGGUCUCUUAGUUGUAGGUCCUAAUGGUCGAUUGGCUGCAUCAUUAGCAAAGGAAGCUGAAGGAGUUCCUUUCAAAUUCACCAAUGAUGUAGUUGUUGAUCAAAAUAGUGGCAUCGUCUAUUUCACUGACAGUAGUGCAAUAUUCCAAGAAGUGAUACUUACUGGAGACAACUGGGGAAGGUUACUGAAAUUUGAUCCAAAGACUAAUCAAGUAACCGUUCUCCUGAAGAAUCUCAUGUUUCCAAAUGGAGUGGUAUUGAGCAAAAAUAAUGAUUUUCUGCCGGUUGCUGAAACCACAAAUUGUAGAGUAUUGAAGUAUUGGCUUGAACCAUCGAAAGCUGGGACAGUUGAAAUCUUUGCCAAGCUUCCAGGAAGGCCGGACAACAUCAAAAGAAACCAAAAUGGAGAAUUUGGGUGGCAGUUGUUUCACUGGAGAACGUGUUUAAUCCAUUCGGAUCGAUAG
Molecule: messenger RNA, 603 nt
Organism: Coffea arabica (coffee)
Lineage: Eukaryota; Viridiplantae; Streptophyta; Magnoliopsida; Gentianales; Rubiaceae
Source: RefSeq, a predicted model, not a curated record